This is a messenger RNA of Merops nubicus (carmine bee-eater), 933 nucleotides long. It is a transcript of the gene GCAT, whose product is annotated as glycine C-acetyltransferase. The transcript has 7 exons. Gene Ontology annotation, molecular function: glycine C-acetyltransferase activity; pyridoxal phosphate binding. Lineage: Eukaryota; Metazoa; Chordata; Aves; Coraciiformes; Meropidae. The record is from RefSeq and is a predicted model, not a curated record. Gene Ontology annotation, biological process: L-threonine catabolic process; biosynthetic process. The annotation marks the transcript as partial.
AGCAUACACAAGGAGCUAGAGGAGAAGAUCGCCCGUUUCCACCAGCGGGAAGAUGCCAUUCUCUAUGCCAGCUGCUUUGAUGCCAAUGCUGGCAUCUUUGAGGCCCUGCUGACCCCAGAGGAUGCAGUGCUGUCAGAUGAGCUGAACCACGCCUCCAUCAUCGAUGGGAUCCGCCUCUGCAAGGCCAACAAGUACCGCUACAAGCACAUGGACAUGCAGGACCUGGAGGCCAAGCUGCAGGAUGCACAGAAACAUCGUCUGCGGCUGGUGGCCACUGAUGGUGCCUUCUCCAUGGAUGGUGACAUUGCCCCCCUGAGGGAGAUCUGCCAGCUAGCCCAGAAGUAUGAUGCCCUGGUCUUCAUUGAUGAAUGUCAUGCCACGGGCUUCCUGGGACCCAAUGGCCGGGGUACUGAUGAGCUCCUGGGAGUGAUGGACAAAGUCACCAUCAUCAACUCCACCCUGGGAAAAGCUCUUGGAGGAGCUGCAGGUGGGUACACGACUGGCCCCAAACCCCUGAUCGAUCUGCUCCGCCAGCGAUCCCGCCCGUACCUCUUCUCCAACAGCCUGCCCCCCGCCGUGGUGGGCUGUGCCUCCAAGGCCCUGGACCUCCUCAUGGAGAGCAACGCCAUCGCACAGUCCAUGGCCGCCAAGACCCAACGGUUCAGAAGCAAGAUGACAGCAGCUGGCUUCACCAUCUCAGGGAAGGACCACCCCAUCUGUCCUGUCAUGCUCGGGGACGCUCGGCUGGCUGCAGUGAUGGCUGAGGACAUGCUGAGCAGAGGGAUUUAUGUCAUUGGGUUCAGCUACCCCGUGGUCCCCAAGGGGAAGGCCCGCAUCAGGGUGCAGGUCUCGGCCGUGCACAGCGACGAGGACAUCGACCGCUGCGUGGAGGCCUUCACCCAGGUGGGACGCAAACACGGAGCCCUGCCCUGA